UUCCACCUUUAACAAUUUACAACAUACAGGUUACGGAACAAGGAGCUUCAAUUUGACAAUGUCUAUUUGUAGAGUUAUUGUCUUCCAAUUUCUCAUUACCUUUGGACAUUCCACUGAAGAAUGCCACUUUUAUGAGACCGAAAGGCCUCUGGUCAAUUCACUCCUCAGCACGUUGCUGCGGAGUGUGGAGGAUGACCACUCCACCAACCCUGAUCCUGCUGCUUUCCUCGCUCUGCGUCUGGCCAACCAACACAACUUUAAAGGGGAGAGGCGAUUUCGACAGCGCCUGGCUGAAGCUGCCGUCAGAGAAGUAAAGAAAGGUGAAGAUUUUUCCACUGGUCGUAUUGCACUCUACACAUUGGCUUUCAGGUCUGCCUGCCUUGACCCGGCCUAUAUAUCAGAUGGACACAGUCAAAUUAACCUGGUGGAACUUCUCAGUUUCAAGUUAAGGCAGGAGAUCCAAAGCCUAGUGUUGAAUCGACAGCCUCUUACAGACUACUACCAACUUACUUUAGCAAUUCUAGCACACUGCACAGAAAAACAACGUGUCCCUGCUAAUGUUGUGAAGGAGCUCAUUGGUAGAAUUAUGAAUUAUGAAGCUCCAUUUGGAAAGGUUUUUUCUGUUGACACAGCCUCCAUGUCUGUACUUGCUCUAAGUUGUUUACAUCGCUCCCCACACAAUGAGAUCUCAAGACAUGAAAUUGAGAAGCCCAUCAUGCAACUGCUGCUGGAAAUCCUUGCGAGAAAGCAAGAAGAUGGAAACAUUGGGACUAUCUACAGUACAGGCCUCGCGAUUCAGGCUUUGAUUGUAAACCAGCAAUUGAAAUUUCAGCAGUUCCAAUGUUCAAAUUAUUUGGAAAAACUGAUCAGUGAAAUUCCUAAAGGAACGUUUGACAGCGUGCAGAGGAUUUCCCAAGUCAUACCAGCUUUGGAAGGUCACACGUAUCUGGAUGUUCAAAGCCUUGAUUGUACAUCUGAUCAAGAUAAUCUACUUCAGGAAAACGAAAGCUAAAAUGGAUAUAGAGACCUGGAGAUGGUGAACUGGAUAAAGUUAUCAACACCUUUCCAGACUGUAUAAAGGCACUUCUUAAUCCAAAUAAAUGCUAUGCCUUCCUUGAAAAAAA
Molecule: messenger RNA, 1124 nt
Organism: Carcharodon carcharias (great white shark)
Lineage: Eukaryota; Metazoa; Chordata; Chondrichthyes; Lamniformes; Lamnidae
Product: cobalamin binding intrinsic factor-like
Exons: 8
Coding region: 59-1012 (317 amino acids)
Biological process (GO): cobalamin transport
Molecular function (GO): cobalamin binding
Source: RefSeq, a predicted model, not a curated record